AUGUCCACGGUGAGCUACAGCCACUUGCCAGGUGUAAGGAGAAUACUCUCAGACACCUCAGUCUUUGCUAAUGUUUCUGUCCUGAUCUAUGACCAGACGGAUACUGAAGGCAAGUACAUUAGCGACUUCACCAGAUCCAUAUUUAUCUUUGUCAACCAUGUUAUUGUUGAUAUGAGUAUAUGUGUCUUUGGAAUAGUCGGCAAUUGUCUAAGUAUUACAGUAUUCUUAAAGCAGGGACUGCGCAAGUCUGUGAACUUGAGUCUGUUCGCCAUAACCGUCUCUGACCUCAUUGGUCUAACUUUUCAAGUAUGGCACAAUUUUUGUUUGAAUCCUUUCCUGGAACUGGCAGACUUACCUGUUAAUUUCUUCGAUAUCCAAAUCUUAACCGCUGGAACGCCAAACGUUGCCAUGACACGCAUCACAUGUUGGCUAACUAUGUACAUCACAGCUGAGAGAUGUGUUUCAGUGCUGUUUCCAUUGAAAGUAGGUAGCAUCGUCACAUUUCCAAGACGUGUUGUGAUUAUUGUCUUUUGUUUUAGCGUUAAUUUAGCAUUCUUUCUGCCUCUAUACGCCUCUUACUAUUUAACUUUCAAGUUUUACCCAGAGUUUAAUAAAACCAAACUUGGAAUAUCUGUCAAAGAAAACCACGACAUGAUUCUCAACACUUCUCACGCCUUACUGUCAAUAAUUUCAUUUGUUGGAGUUAUAAUUAACACAACUAUUCUUGUGGUCACUUUGAAAAGAAAGGCCAAGUGGAGAAAGAGUGCUACCUUAGGCCAGAACAAAAUCGAGACACUGGCCAUCAGGGAUAAGAAAACUGUACUGCUUGUGGUAACAGUGGCUACAGUCCUUGUCGUCUGCUACGCUCCAGGGGUCACGUGCGCCUUGAUUGAAAUUGUGUUACCUGAGUUUAACUUUGAAAAGAAAUUAGAAAACUUGUACCACGUGAUGUGGUCCUUCUGUUUCCUGUUAAACUCCAUCAACGCCAGUAUCAAUGUCAUAGUCUUUUACAACAUGAGUUCUAAAUAUAGAAAUACACUUCAAGACAUUUUCUCAAGCUUAAAUUCUAAAAAUAAAAGCAAAGUGAAAUGCACCAUUUUAACAAGAAUGUUUUAA
This is a messenger RNA of Biomphalaria glabrata, 1116 nucleotides long. RefSeq names its product mas-related G-protein coupled receptor member D-like. Bases 1 to 1116 code for a protein of 371 amino acids. Gene Ontology annotation, cellular component: plasma membrane. Gene Ontology annotation, molecular function: G protein-coupled peptide receptor activity. The record is from RefSeq and is a predicted model, not a curated record. The transcript has a single exon. Gene Ontology annotation, biological process: G protein-coupled receptor signaling pathway. NCBI's taxonomy places the organism in Eukaryota, Metazoa, Mollusca, Gastropoda, Planorbidae.